Messenger RNA from Ceratosolen solmsi marchali, 2769 nucleotides. Its product is annotated as lysosomal alpha-glucosidase. Gene Ontology annotation, biological process: carbohydrate metabolic process. Gene Ontology annotation, molecular function: alpha-1,4-glucosidase activity; carbohydrate binding. The coding region runs from base 179 to 2755 and encodes 858 amino acids. The record is from RefSeq and is a predicted model, not a curated record. Lineage: Eukaryota; Metazoa; Arthropoda; Insecta; Hymenoptera; Agaonidae. The transcript has 15 exons.
AUGUUUUAAAAUAGUUCAAGUAAAACAUAUUAAAACUCAGGUAGAGUUAAAUCAUUUUUGUGUCAAUAGAAAGAACAAAUUAAUAAAGAAUAACAGUUUAUUUGACACUUCUAAAAAUGAAUCUAUAACAAAAUAUCAAAAAGAUAAUGGUGUGCAAUGUAAAUUUGUACCAUUAAAUAUGCGAUUUGAUUGCCAUCCAGAAAGUGGAGCAUCACAACUUAAUUGUAUUCAAAGAAGAUGUUGUUGGCAUCCAUUGCAUCAAUUUGAUUAUAAAAAGCAAGUUCAUCUCAAUGUGCCAUAUUGUUACUAUCCCAAAAAUUGGAGCUUAUAUGAAUAUGAAAAUUUUACUAAACAUGGUAAUGAUUUUUCAGCAUUUUUACAUUUAAAGCAAAAUUCUUUUUAUAAAGAAGAUCUACUAUUUAUUAAAUAUGAAAGUAUUAGAGUAGAUAAUACUAUUCUAAGGAUGAAGAUAUUUAACCCAUCAGAAAAACGUUAUGAACCACCUUUACCAAUAAGAAUAAAUUCAGAAGCUAAUUUAAAAAAAACAGUUUAUGCUCAGUAUGAACUUAAAACUGAUGAAUAUAUACCCGGUUUUCAAGUAAUACGUGCAAGUGAUAAACAAGUUUUAUUUAAUUCUAUUGGAAUUGGUGGUUUCAUAUUUGCAAAUCAAUUUUUACAAAUUAGUUCUACAUUACCAUCUCAUAAUCUUUAUGGUCUUGGGGAACAUAGAAGUAAUUUAAGAUUAAAUACAAACUGGCAAAAAUUUACACUUUUUAAUGCUGACCAACCACCAACCGAAAAUGCAAAUUUGUAUGGAUCUCAUCCAUUUUAUAUGAUACUUGAACAAACAGGAAAAGCUCAUGGAGUAUUAUUUUUAAAUAGUAAUGCAAUGGAUAUUAUUUUGCAACCAGCACCUGCUAUAACAUUUAAAAGUAUCGGAGGAAUUUUUGAUAUCUACUUUUUUAUUGGUCCAACACCUGCCGAUGUUUUGAAGCAAUAUUCAAAGAUUAUAGGAAAACCUUUUUUACCUCCUUAUUGGUCUCUUGGUUUUCACUUAUGCAGAUUUGGUUAUGGUUCUUUAAAUAAUACUAAAGCUGUUUUAAAAAGAACAAGAGAUGCUCUGAUUCCAUUUGAUACCCAGUGGAAUGAUUUAGACUAUAUGGAUAAAAGAAAUGAUUUCACAUACGAUAAAACAAAAUUUAAAGGUCUUCCCAAUUUUAUAAAAGAAAUUCAUAUUGCUGGAAUGCACUACAUUCCAUUAAUUGAUGCUGGUAUUUCAGCGUCUGAGAAGAAAGGAACAUAUAUUCCGUAUGAUGAAGGUGUUCGCAGAGGUAUUUUUAUUUAUAAUGCAAAUGAUACUCUACCUUUUAAAGGCAAAGUGUGGAAUUUUGGGUCUACUACUUGGCCUGAUUUUACAAAUCCAGAAUCGAAAUUGUAUUACACAGAAAUGAUGAACGAUCUGCAUAAAAGCUUUGAAUACGAUGGUGCUUGGAUAGAUAUGAAUGAACCUUCAAAUUUCUAUAAUGGUUACAUUAAUGGUUGCAUACCCAAUUCCUUGGAUAAUCCUCCAUAUUUACCAGGUAUAGUUGGGAAUUUAUUAUCAAGGAAAACUAUAUGUAUGAAUGCAAAACAAUAUCUGGGAUUCCAUUAUAAUCUUCAUAAUAUUUAUGGUACUAGUCAAGCAAUGGUAGUUAACUAUGCAUUAAAAAAAAUUAGAAAUAAGCGACCAUUUAUUAUUUCUCGAUCUACAUGGAUAGGUCAUGGCUCUUAUGCAGGACAUUGGACUGGUGAUGUUUACUCUUCAUGGCAUGAUUUAAGAAUGAGUAUACCACAAAUAUUAGUUUUUAACUUAUUUCAAAUUCCAAUGGUUGGAGCUGAUAUAUGUGGUUUUGAUGGUAAUACUACUAUGGCACUUUGUAAUAGAUGGAUGCAAUUAGGGGCUUUCUAUCCAUUUUCUCGAAAUCAUAAUUCAGAUGAUACUAUUGAACAGGAUCCAGUUGCAAUGGGUAAAAUAGUAAUUAUGUCUUCUAAAAAAGCUUUAAGAAUGCGAUAUUAUCUAUUACCAUAUUUGUAUUCUUUAUUUUAUCGUGCUCAUCUAUAUGCUGAAACUGUAGCCCGUCCUUUAUUUGUAGAAUUUUAUGAUGAUCCAAAUACAUUUAAUAUUGAUACACAGUUCUUAUGGGGUAGCUGCCUUUUAAUAGCACCUGUACUUAGUGAAGGAAAAACAGAAGUAUAUGCUUAUAUUCCAAAAGGAAUUUGGUACAAUAUUUAUACAAUUGAAAUUUUGUCUUCUAAUGGUCAAAAUUAUACAUUAGAUGCCCCAAUUGAUACAAUACCUGUAUUAAUUUAUGGUGGAUGCAUAUUACCAGUUCAAGAACCAAGUAUAUCAACUACAUUGAGUCGUCAAAAACCAUAUGGUUUACUUGUUGCUUUGAAUGAAAAGGAAAGUGCUAAAGGAGAAUUGUAUUGGGAUGAUGGAGAUAGCUUAGAUUCUAUUGAGAAGAAACAAUAUAUAUUAUUUAAAUUUGAGGUUAUAAAUAAUGAAUUAAAAAGUACUAUAAUUGAAGGUUCUUAUAACAAAUACAUGAAAUUAGGAAAAAUAAUUAUUAUGGGUGUUUCUAAAGUUGUAAAACAGGUAUUCUUUAACAAAAAAGAAAUUGUUUUCAGAUAUGACAAAGAAAAAUUUAAUUUAGAAAUCAAUAACUUAUUAGUGGAUUUUAAAAAAAAUUUCAUUCUGAAUUGGACAAAUGAAUAGAAAAAUUAAUUUAU